AUGGAGGAGUCACAGAGGAACCAUGUGGAGUCCAUCAGUGAGGAACCUGUGGUCAACAUGGUUACUGGGGGAAUGUUGGAGGCGGAGCUCGUCGGAUUGGAAAGUGGAGGCUUGUGUCAGAGAGUAGAACACACUACUGUGUCAUCAGGAUCAGUUAAAGCUGUAGAGGUCAAAGGUCACAGCAGCCGUCAGCAGACCAGGCCAGCCACAACCUCAGGUCAGAUAGUUCAAGAGGUCAAAGUUCACAAAAACCCUCGAGUGAACAAACCGAAAGAGGCGACGGACGAGAUGAAGAGAGCGAUGUACUCGGUGGAGAUUAAGGUGGAGCGGGACAAAGUGACGGGGGAGACCAGGGUUCUGUCCACUAACACCACACUUCCUGUUGACCUGUCUCACCAAGGGGUCAAAGUGUACGAGGACGAGAGGAAAGGUGACGUCACAGGAAACAGAAUGAUUAAACUGAAACCUGACUGAACAGCAGGAGGAGGUCUGGAGUCUGAUCCUGAUCCUGAUCUGGACUCUGAUCCUGGUCUGGACUCUGAUCUUGAUCUGGACUCUGAUCUUGGUCUGGACUCUGAUCCUGGUCUGGACUCUGAUCCUGAUCCUGGUCUGGACUCUGAUCCUGGUCUGGACUCUGAUCCUGAUCUUGGUCUGCACACUGAUCUUGAUCCUGGUCUGGACUCUGAUCCUGAUCCUGGUCUGGACUCUGAUCCUGAUCCUGGUCUGGACUCUGAUCCCGAUCCUGGUCUGGAUUCUGAUCCUGAUCCUGGUCUGGACUCUGAUCCUGGUCUGGACUUUGAUCCUGAUCUUGGUCUGCACACUGAUCUUGAUCCUGGUCUGGACUCUGAUCCUGAUCUG
This is a messenger RNA of Epinephelus lanceolatus (giant grouper), 858 nucleotides long. The record is from RefSeq and is a predicted model, not a curated record. Lineage: Eukaryota; Metazoa; Chordata; Actinopteri; Perciformes; Serranidae.